AUGGAGCAUGAAUCGUCUUCCCCAGUCGCAUUGCGAACUGGGCGUAGUCAGAGUCGAGCCAGCGAAAUGUCCGAGGGACGACAAGCGCCGUAUAACGCCGAAGGCUUUAAAGACGCUGCUCUUUUGCCCUCAACAUCCAUAGGGUUGUCACUGCGCACGACCGUGGAAGGGGAUUAUCCUGUCACGGAAAUGGCCAGCUUCCAACCCAUGCUCGUAGCUGAGCAACAGUUCGACACGAAUCACCGGCAACAAGGUGUGCUCGAUAAUUGCGCAGCAAAGGCCGCCCCACAACGCCCCUCAAAAGCCGAUGAGAUCGAAGGCACGUCAUUGCCUAUGUCGGGCAUGCUGAUGCCUAAACCAUUAAUUUCAGAUCCGAUGUCCUCCCUAUCAUCAACCAGCCACUAUCCCCUAAAUGACGGCCAGCCGACAACUCCCUGCGUACAGGCUUACAUCAUAAUUUCGAGGCUGAACUACCGUGGCUUAGACUCGGAUUCCAUUACGGCUUGGCUUAGCCCCGGCUUCCGGCGAGCGAGUCUCCUACAAGAGGAGUGUCAGGUCGAGAUGCCCGAUGGCGGGUACCGCUGGGUGUGUCUAGCGUGUUGCUUCACGAUCAACUGCUUUACCUGGGGCAUUGUCGCUUCUCGGCCUUUAGACUAUACGUCCAUUGGAAGUCUAGACUUUGGAAUUGCCAUGCUCUCUGCCCUCUUGGUCACACGCCUGGCGCGCACCGUCGGGAUCAGACCUCUUACCCUUCUGGGCUCUUUCAUAUUUGGAGGGGGUUUUAUGGCAGCGUCCUUUGCUUCUCACAUCUGGCAUCUCUACCUCUCCCAAGGUGUACUGGUCGGCUUAGGGGUUGGCUUCGCAUAUGUGCCUAGCAUUGCCGUUCUUUCCCAGUGGUUUGCGAAGAGGAGAAGCCUCGCCAAUGGGAUAAGUGCGGCAGGAUCAGGCAUCGGCGGUUUGGUCUUCUCUUUCGCCACCGGCUGCACCAUCGACCACCUGGGUACUGGGUGGGCGUUGCGUAUCACCGGAGUUUCCGGGACCUUAGCCAUCUUCGUCACGGCGUUCUUCAUCACGGACAGAAAUGGCAUCGUUAUGCCCAAGCAACACCCCUUCGACCGGAAGCUUAUACGUCGCCUCGACGUGCUCUUACUCCUACUAUAG
Molecule: messenger RNA, 1161 nt
Organism: Exophiala oligosperma
Lineage: Eukaryota; Fungi; Ascomycota; Eurotiomycetes; Chaetothyriales; Herpotrichiellaceae
Exons: 3
Coding region: 1-1161 (386 amino acids)
Biological process (GO): transmembrane transport
Molecular function (GO): transmembrane transporter activity
Source: RefSeq, a predicted model, not a curated record